UUGAAUGUAAAUACAUGAGAGGACAGUAUAUGUUGUAUCUGGCAUAACUUUUGUUUACGAGAAGGUUAUUUAGUCACAGACCUGAUCCAGGCCUCUGGAGUGUUUUCCAAUCAUGGAUGAGUCAGCGUUGGAAAGAUACAUUGACGAGUUCAUUGCCAAAGAACUGCCACAGCUGGAGGAGUCCCUCUGUUUACUGCCUGAUGAGCUCCUGACACUGUGCCAGGAUGACACAGGUGAACCCAGACAAACAGCAGAGAGAGAGAGAGGAACUGUUAGCACCAGUGUGGACUACAGCUCCCAGAAUCCCACAGCAGCAGCUGAGCUCCCAGGUGGGUCAUCCACGCUGGAGCAGGGGGCCUCCGCCGUUUGUCCCAUGAUCCCCGUGAUGCCUGUGAACCAUGUGACGGAGCUACCUAAAAUAAUCCCAAAGAUAACGAAUGUGGUCGCAACAGCGAGGCUGGGCUGCAGUUUGGACCUGAACUUCAUUGCUCACAACACCUGGAACGUGGAGUACAAUCCACAGUGGCCCAGCAGGCUCAUCAUGAGGAUCCGUAAACCACGAACCACAGCGAUGAUCUAUAGAUCUGGGGAAAUUAUCUGUAUAGGAGCAACAAG
This is a messenger RNA of Monopterus albus (swamp eel), 615 nucleotides long. Its product is annotated as TATA box-binding protein-like protein 2. Gene Ontology annotation, biological process: DNA-templated transcription initiation. Lineage: Eukaryota; Metazoa; Chordata; Actinopteri; Synbranchiformes; Synbranchidae. The transcript has 5 exons. Gene Ontology annotation, molecular function: DNA binding. The annotation marks the transcript as partial. The record is from RefSeq and is a predicted model, not a curated record.